Molecule: messenger RNA, 1449 nt
Organism: Capronia epimyces CBS 606.96
Lineage: Eukaryota; Fungi; Ascomycota; Eurotiomycetes; Chaetothyriales; Herpotrichiellaceae
Exons: 2
Coding region: 1-1449 (482 amino acids)
Molecular function (GO): protein binding
Source: RefSeq, a predicted model, not a curated record
AUGACAAAAGUCGGAGAUACUUACCUUCUAUCAGCCGGAGUGGAUUUUGAAGAAGCAGCAGGGAAAUGGAGAGGCGGUGAUGCCGUCAAGUCUAUGCGGUUCUUCUCCAGGGCCUCCGACGUCUAUGAUCAAGGACUGAGGAAGUUUCCCCAGAGUCUGGACCUCGCAUAUAACAAAGCGAGAGUCUUGCUGGAAAUUGCGACCCAUCCCAUUCUUAUAAACCAACUGAAUACUCCCCUCCUGGAGGUGUUGCAGCAGGCAUUGGAUGCUCACCGAUAUGCCCUCAGCCUCGACCAGGACAACCCAGACACGCUUUUCAACACUGCCCAAGUUCUGACAGCUAUCGCUGAAGCAUACGCAAAAGACCCAGAACGCGCCGACCAAGAUGCAUUGCAGCCACUAGAAGAAGCGCUGGAGCUUCAGGACCGGUGUCUAGCUCUGCAAGAACUCAAAUUGGAGGAAUCGCUCCAAGAACGGAGAGAAGCGGCCACUCACAUAGAAGCCGAUAAUGAAGACUCAGGGGCUACCGGACCUGAGGCUCCUACGCCUACGGAAAUGGGCAUCCCUUCAACGACUGGUACUGAAGACCAGUGGUUUUCGAUUGUGGAGCCGGUAACUAAGGAUACUCUCGUUGACACCAUUCUUGCAGAACUCGGGACCCUCACGACAUUAUGUAGCAUUUUGAGCUCGUCUCCAGCCGCCGCUCCUAGUUCCAGCCUCGGUUGGAUUGAGGAGUUCUCCUCCAAGUUAGUCCAAGCCAAAUUGCCAUUCCUUAUUCAGGAUGCAGAGCCAGAAAAGCUGCAAGAAGUUGCUCUAGCCAAGGCCAACUUUUCCAGCGCACUACUUGAAGCAGGCUACAGGUCUGGAGCAAUCGAAUCAAGCACGUACAAGCGCGAACGAGACGAUGCUUUUCGGCCUCCAGAAUUGGACUUGGAAAGAAACUUUUCAGCCCUCCUGGCCAACGCUAAUAGUCUUGUUGCAUUCAACAGUGCUCUUGCGGAUGGUGAUGCAUCCACUGCUGCUUCCCAGGCACCGCAAAGAUGGAACGCAUUAUCUGCAGCAAUUGCCAACAUGGCCACUGCGUCAAAGAUCCCUGGAUCUAUUCCAGACGAUAUUGCAGAGACUCAUUUUGUCCGUGGAAAUUGCUCACUCUUGCAACAUAAAUUGAGUCAGCCACCGGCGUCCUACCAGCCAGCUAUUGCGAAUGCCGGUCAGCUACUCAAAAACGCAGAUGUCUUCUACCGAAAUGCAUCCAAAUUGUAUCAGGAUGAUGAGCAUAGGGCGAUUUCUCAGCUCCGAGCCAUUGUUUCCCAGUCCUUGCAAUCUAGCAACUAUACUUUGUCAGCAGCCACCGCCAAUGUACAGGGAAGAGGUAGAGAAUGGGUCACAAGCCAGAUCGAAGACAUGAUAGAUGAAGGACUUGUAUCACUGCCAUCCUCCUCUGUUUGA